AUGGACGAUUGGGCUUCCAUACAGUCUCUAUCAAGUACUCCCAUCAAGAAUAACGUCGUGAAUAUUUUCGAACAAUUUAAAAAGAAUUUGAUUAUCGGUGAACAAUCCGGUCGGAAAAUACCGUUCAAGUCACUUUUUGCCACGAUAUUGAUACACCUGGGCCGACUUUUGUUUCACGUUGUCGUCACGAUAUCGGGAUUUUUUCCCACUCUCGUCAUACUCUCCCACAUCGGGGGAUUCAUAUUGGAAAGAUGGUUGGAAAUCCUUUACACUCCCGGGAUAUACGUUCGUUUUAAAAAAAUAACCGUGACCGCGUUGCAGGAUAUGGUUUGCGCGUUGGAGGAAAAGAAAAUAACUUGCGUGAUUCAAUAUAAAGACAAUUUCGGACCGGUCGAAGUCACGAUUGAUUUUCCACGUUCUUCAACGGUUGCAGACCUAUACGAAGAAGUUGGGAAAAGGAUUCGGUGCCAUCACGAAUUUUUCAAUCUUGUCCUCCAACAGGGAAAUGGAAACGAGAAUGCGGUGCAUUUAAGUCAUUGCAAAAGCGAAACGAUUGAAAAUGUCGGAUUCAAAAUUGGGCCCGACGAAAAAAACAUUGUCCUCUUACACACGAUACCGGAUCCGGACGUGUCAAAAACAUACGAUCUUCGUAUGAGGAGCAUAACGAGCUCCCCGCCGACAGCCUCCGGCGACCAUGAAACUCCAGCCGUGCCUCCGCCUCCGCCACCCCCACUGUCCUCGAACGUCAGCGAUGACUGCAGCAGUUGCUCAAACGCGAGAGUUCGCCACGAAAUCGGUUACGUAGGUUUAGUCAAUCAAGCAAUGACGUGUUACCUAAACAGUCUCCUUCAAGCCUUGUACAUGACUCCGGAAUUUCGUAACGCUUUGUACAAUUGGGAAUUUGACGGAUCGCCGAACGAAGAAGUCAAAUCCAUACCGUAUCAACUUCAAAAGCUUUUUUUAAAUUUGCAAACGUCGCGAAAGUCGGCGGUCGAAACAACGGAACUCACGAGGAGUUUCGGUUGGGAUUCGUGGGAAGCGUGGCAACAGCACGACAUACAAGAACUCUGCCGCGUCAUGUUCGACACUCUCGAGCAAAAAUUCAAAAACACGAAACAAGCGGAUCUAAUUAAUCGUUUAUACGAGGGGAAAAUGGUCGAUUACGUCAAGUGUUUGGAAUGUUCGACGGAAAAAUCUCGGGAGGAUACUUUCUUGGACAUACCGCUUCCGGUUCGACCGUUUGGAAGUAACGUCGCGUAUGGAAGCGUGGAGGAAGCUCUGAGAGCUUUCGUUCAACCGGAAACUUUGGAGGGUAACAAUCAAUAUCAUUGCGAUACGUGUAAUAAAAAAUGCGAUGCCCACAAAGGCCUUAAAUUUUCAAAGUUCCCAUAUUUACUCACUCUCCACCUCAAACGAUUCGAUUUCGAUUUCAACACUCUACACAGAAUCAAAUUAAACGACAAGGUGUCCUUUCCCGAAAAGCUCAAUUUGAACAGUUUUAUAUGUCACAAGAAGGGUUCGGAAAAGAGUAGCGAGUCAUCACCCGAAGACGCCGAUGACGAUGAAGGUAUCGACAUGGGACAACAACACGAAAAUGAAAAAAAUCGAUGCAACGCAAUCCCCGAAACGACGGGACCCUACGUUUACGAAUUGUUUUCGAUAAUGAUACACUCGGGUAGCGCGGCCGGAGGACAUUAUUACGUGUACAUAAAAGAUUUCAAAGAUGGCGAAUGGUAUUGUUUCAACGAUCAAAACGUCGCGAGGAUAACAUACGACGACAUAAGAAAAACCUACGGCGGAGGUCCCAUAAAAGGCUAUUAUUCCGGAGCUUACAGUUCGAGCACGAAUGCUUACAUGUUAAUGUACCGGCAAAUAGAUAGAGAAAGAAAUGCUUUCGCCAUGACCGUCGACGAAUUUCCCGAACACAUAAAAGCACUGCAUGCAAAAUUGGAAGAGCAAAAAGAACUCGAUUCAAUAGUCAAAGAUGUAAAUACGUACAAUUGCAAAUUGAGAAUAUACUGUAAUUGUCCGAAUCAGAAUUACUUAUCCGAAUCGAGGAUACACAUAUAUAACGAAUCCACGCUCAAAGAUGCUCUGCAAAUGAGUUAUAAAAGAUUUAAUUUAGAAAAAUUAGUACCCAUCGAAAGAUGUCGGUUAGUUAGUUACGAUAAAGUUAGAGACAGCAUAAUAUGUUCGUUCGAAGGAAAAGAAUACGAGCAAGUGUCCGAUAUAUGUAAUCAUUACGGUAACGAAUUCUUAUUGGAAAUACGAGAGGAGGGAGAAGACUUUAUCAUGUACAAAUCAGGAGAUAUAAAUACGAUAGUAAUAUUAGUGAACGUUGAAACGGAAGACGUCAACAGUCCCGUGGUAGUUCGAACGAAUUUUUCCACCACCGUUAAAGAAUACAAGGAAAUGGUUGCGAAACAAUUAAAGUUACCAAGCGACGCGAUAGUUUUCGCACUAGAAAAAUUUUACCGUCGAAGACUUUUGCAAAACGACGACUCGGCGUUAAAACACGAAGAUUUUUACGACAGCAUAAAAGUUUACGUUGCUCCCGUUUGUUCGUCGACGUCGACCACGACGACGACGACGACGACGAGUCCCGGCGAAGGUUUCGAAUUACAAAAACAUUUAACACUCAACAAAUUACAAAAAAUCGUCGAUAAAUACGAACAUGUGAUAACGUUGUACAUAACUCUCCCUGACGUCGAUAGUGAAACAUUAGAAAGAUUAGGUAUACCUCCGUUGGAUCAGUCGAAACCACAUUCGACGAACGUGCCGAGCAAAACGGCGUGCGACGAAUUGAUAUUAAAUUGCCAAAGCAGUAGCAGAGGUCCCUCGCCGAGCAGUCAUAGAGAUCCUUCGCCUCAACCCCUACCCGAUCCGGAAGACGAAACCGCGGGACAAUGCGUCGGACCCCAUUCGGAUCAAAGUGCCAGCGAGGAUAGCAGUUUGACGGAUAGCGAAAGAACAAUCGUGGGAGAAGCACCUGGUGAUUGUCUUGCUCAGUUAUCUCCAAAUAGUUCUCCGGCAGAUUCCGAUCACGUUCUGUCAUUCGAAGGUGAAACUACUAGUACUACUACCACUACUAAUGACUGUUCGUUGAAGAGAACGGAUCAUUACCGUAGUAAAUUAAUCACUGGAUUACAUCCAAGUGACGACUGCGAAAAUUGGGAUGGAGAUGAUGAAUCUUGUCAUAAAAAUUUUAAUUAUUUUUUCAAGGCUGUUCCUUAUACCGAUAAGUUAAAUCAAAAAUGUUUAAAAGUUUUUGUCGACAAGAGAAUGUUACAGAAAACUUUCAAACAGUGCCUAGAAUCAUUUGUCGGCGUGUCGGUUGAAAAUUUCAAAAUAUCCAGAGCUUGUAGUAAAAAUUUGGAUUUAGAUUAUUCAUCAAUUUCCGAUACUUUGGACAUAUAUAAAGACAACGAAAAAUUAUUCAUCAAAUUGGGGAGAGCUCUCAAAAAGGGAGAAUAUUUAGUUAACAUUUUUCUAUUGUCUCCGAAUUGCGACGAGCCUUUCAAACAUUUAUUCGAAUGGAUAAUAGCCAUCAAUUCGUCCGUGUCGCAAGUCAAAAAAGAAAUCCUAGACGAAAUGAAAAGGAAAUGUGCCAUCGAAAUACCAUACAACAGGUGCAGGUUGAGGAAAAAAGUUUGGAGAACUCCGACGAGGCCUUACCUGGACGGGAGAACGUUCGACGAUUUGACAAACAGUUGGGAAUUGUUCGUUCAAGAAUUGCCCGGAGACGAUCCCGUCACUAGUCCAGAGCAAAAAUUACUCACUGUCCGACAAUUUAAUCCGUGCGCGAGAGAACCCAAACCCUACGAGGAAUUAGUAUUGAACAACGAUAGCUUUGCAGAAUUUAAAGAAAAGUUAUCGGAAAUGAGCGGGAUUCCGGCGGAAUUCAUAGAAACGGGUAAAGCUCCGGGUUCUUUUCCAUCCGUCGACUAUUGGAUAUUGACUCCACACACGGAAAUCGAAUGGUGCACGGCGGGUAGUAAAACGUCUUCGGACGACUCCGUUCUUAGUUUGUACGACGAAAGUCACUUGAUAUUUUACAGGGACAGCAGAGAAAAGGGGAAUUUGUUUUUAAUGAAAGAUAAAAAGUUACUCAAAGACAGGAGAAACAGAUUUUAUUCGCCGGUCAAAGAAAGACCUUUAAAAAUUUAUUUGGAUUCGCCGCCGAAAAAAGACGAAUCGGAUGUUGAUUGA
Molecule: messenger RNA, 4209 nt
Organism: Pediculus humanus corporis (human body louse)
Lineage: Eukaryota; Metazoa; Arthropoda; Insecta; Psocodea; Pediculidae
Product: ubiquitin carboxyl-terminal hydrolase, putative
Exons: 16
Coding region: 1-4209 (1402 amino acids)
Biological process (GO): protein deubiquitination
Cellular component (GO): nucleus; cytosol
Molecular function (GO): cysteine-type endopeptidase activity; cysteine-type deubiquitinase activity
Source: RefSeq, a predicted model, not a curated record